This is a messenger RNA of Hippocampus comes (tiger tail seahorse), 891 nucleotides long. RefSeq names its product focal adhesion kinase 1-like. The transcript is spliced from 3 exons. Gene Ontology annotation, molecular function: protein tyrosine kinase activity. Gene Ontology annotation, biological process: signal complex assembly; protein phosphorylation. Lineage: Eukaryota; Metazoa; Chordata; Actinopteri; Syngnathiformes; Syngnathidae. The record is from RefSeq and is a predicted model, not a curated record. Bases 305 to 655 code for a protein of 116 amino acids. Gene Ontology annotation, cellular component: focal adhesion.
CACCAAGUAGAGUAUAUUACCACAUCUGACAUUGAACUAAGAACUAAGUCGGUAGCUCUUGCUCCGUUAUUAUUUUUCAAUUAGAUAAAUCUGAUGGUCAGUUUUAGGCAUGUUUAGCCUUGACUGAGGUCUACAUGCCCUUUUUUGCUUAUUAGUUCCUCGUAGUUUGGCCGCUGUACUCUUGUAGACAUUGAUAUCGUCCACUGGAUAAGAUGCAACAAAGCUUUGAUAUUGUAUGUUUCAUCUAUAUCAUCUCCACAUUUGUCUUGGUUCUUGUUGCCCGCGGUAAGCACAGCACUCAUCAAUGUUCGUCCUUGACUCGGCUCAGCUACAGCCCCAAGAGAUCAGCCCCCCUCCCACCGCCAAUCUGGACCGCUCCAACGACAAGGUAUACGAAAACGUGACCGGAUUGGUGAAAGCUGUGAUCGAGAUGUCGAGCAAGAUUCAGCCAGCUCCUCCCGAGGAGUACGUUCCCAUGGUCAAGGAUGUGGGCCUUGCAUUGAGGACUUUGUUGGCCACAGUGGACGAGACCCUACCGCAACUUCCAGCCAGCACACACAGAGAGAUCGAGAUGGCGCAAAAGCUUUUGAACUCUGACUUGGCGGAACUGAUUGGAAAAAUGAAGUUAGCUCAGCAGUAUGUGAUGACGAGGUAACACCACACAGCACAAUCAAGAGUAUGUAAUCCAAAAUGACACAAAGGAGGGCCACGCUGAAAAGAAAAAAAAAAAGUUGUAAAAUUCAGAGUAAGGCAAAAUGAAUGAACAAAAAAAAGGCCUUCAAAAGAAGAAAUAUUUAAACGAUUGAAUGUCAAAGGUCAACACACUGAAAGUAGUCACCAACUUCGGUCCUCGGGAGCCCCUAUCCUACAUGUUCUAGAUAUUUCCCUCAU